Messenger RNA from Drosophila elegans, 1758 nucleotides. RefSeq names its product GATA zinc finger domain-containing protein 10. The transcript is spliced from 2 exons. The record is from RefSeq and is a predicted model, not a curated record. Bases 203 to 1585 code for a protein of 460 amino acids. Lineage: Eukaryota; Metazoa; Arthropoda; Insecta; Diptera; Drosophilidae. Gene Ontology annotation, cellular component: nuclear body. Gene Ontology annotation, biological process: positive regulation of DNA-templated transcription.
CUACGCACGGUCACACUCUUCUGUGUAUCAGAGCUGUUGUUGAUUUUUUGUGCAGAAAACUCUUGGCUUCCCCGUGUUUUCCGGCUGCCCCACAGCCUUGCAUUGUGUAAUUCGAGCGCUGGCCAUAGAGUCCCGCAAUCCCAGGAGCGCUGAGAGAGGGGAGCAGGAGCAGGAGAAGGAGCGGAGCGGAGAAGGGCAGUCGAUGGACUACGAGAAGUUGAACGCAGGCGGAGGCGGAGGCAGUUCAGCCGGCGGAGGCAGCGGCAGUGGCGCCGAACAGGAUCUGGCCAUGUGCGGGGGUCAGGAGAUGCUCGAGGGCAGGGCCAAGGAGAAGGCGCGCCGCUACUGGACGCCCAGCGAGGAGGAGCGCCUGUACGAGAUCUGGGGCCGCGACAACUGGCGGCUGACGCGCACCGGCAAGAACACAAUUUUCUUUGGCCGCUGGGCCGAGGAGCUGCGCGAGCGGUUCGCCGUGGACGUGAAGCCCGAGGAGAUCCAGAUGAAGGUUAACCAGACCAGAGCCAAGUUCAGGCAGGUGAAGAAACAGCUGCAGGCAGACCCUUCCAGCUAUGCCACGCGCUGGAAGAAGUACGACAUCAUCAACCGCAUCCUGAAGAACCUGCACAGGCCCAAGAACGCGGAUCCGCUGCCGCCGGAGGCGUUGCUCAACAAUCGCGACAUGACGCCGCCCCGGGAGGAUGCGCAAGCGGAGCAACCACAGCAGCCACUUCAGCAGCCGGCUCACGCACCUGCCGCUGAGCCGCCCGCUGCCACCUUCUACAACAGCAACAGCAAUCACGGCAGCAGCCACAACAACAACAACAGCAGCGGCGGCGGAAUGAGCUUCAGCACGGAGCUGUUCACGGACCAGUACGACGAGGUGGUCAAGCAGGAGUACGAGGAUGACGAGUACCGCUCGUUGCCCUUCCAGGAGCAACUGCAACAGUAUUCGCCAGCCGAGCCGGCUCAGUUGCUCGAGCUGCAGACGCCGCAGCAACAGCAGCAGCAGCACCAACAGCAGCAGCAGUUCCAGCAGAGCUUCGAGCCGCAGUUUCAGCAGCAGCCGGCCCACUUCACCAACAAUCCCGGCAACAGCGUCGUGGCCACCUCGACCAUUAACCACCAGCCCAUCACGGCGGUAGCCUACAUAAAUAGCAGCAAUAACACCAUCAGCGUGGCCACAAACUCAAACGGCGGCAUGUCGGCGCCGGCUGCGGCUCCAGCUCCAGCUACAGCUCCUGCUGCGACUCCUACUCCUACCAAUCCGCCUGUCGUUGGCUCGUCCCCUGUGCCCGUGGCACGGAAGCGGGGUCGCCCCUAUGGAUCCGUGAAUCCGCCGCACGCCGACUCUCUGGAGGCGCUCUACAUGGAGGAGGUGCGGCGGAAGAACCAGCUACUCUACGAGCAGACAAAGAUCUGCCGCCAGCGCCUGGAGCUGGAGGAGCGCAAGGUGGACCUCAUGCAGACCUUCUUUCCCAAGUGUCUCGAGCAGCAGGCGCAGAUCCUGAGCCACGUCAUGCAGCUCCAGCGGCAGGAGCCGACCCACCAGCAACAUCAGCUUCCUACGGCUCAGCGGCCGCAGUGAGAACCUUUUCGGACUUAAGACCUCAAUUUUGGAUCGCAGUGCAUGGACAUUUGUUUUAAUAACCUGGUUUAUCUGUCUGUCAAUCAGUACUACAAAACCUAAUAGAAGCACGUGCAACACUGUUUGUAAGAUUAAUAAUAAACUUAAUUAAUAAAUAAAUAUAAAAUCAAGAA